AUGUCAUUUGACUGUCGGCAUUAUCUCUACGCCGAUGCUGGGUUCGUGGAGCACGCCUGGAAGCCGGACGACAGGGUAGUUAUGGUGUAUUGUGUAGAGUUGGGCGAGGUCUUCUCAGCAUCCCAGUUCUACCACGCGCCGAACCCAGCCGAGGCUGAUGCUUUCCAGGCAAUCCUCUCCCAUGAGCUGCACAAAGUACAGGCGAGACUGGAAGAGUUCGCCACAUAUAUGAAAGAGCUCAAGGUGGAUGGCGUUGUUAAAAGUACACAUGCGUCCAAACCGGGAGAGGGCAUCAUAAAUGUCGCUAAAGAUGUCGGCGCAGGAUUGAUUGUUACCGGAACACGAGGGCUCGGCAAGAUGCGAAGGACAUUUCUGGGCAGUGUUAGUGACUAUCUUAUACAUCAUUCACACGUACCUGUACUGGUGUGUCAAGUGAAAGACAAAAAAGACAAGACGAAAUCGUGA
Molecule: messenger RNA, 465 nt
Organism: Pecten maximus
Lineage: Eukaryota; Metazoa; Mollusca; Bivalvia; Pectinida; Pectinidae
Product: universal stress protein Sll1388-like
Exons: 4
Coding region: 1-465 (154 amino acids)
Source: RefSeq, a predicted model, not a curated record